This is a messenger RNA of Sclerotinia trifoliorum, 872 nucleotides long. The record is from the annotation of a GenBank genome assembly. NCBI's taxonomy places the organism in Eukaryota, Fungi, Ascomycota, Leotiomycetes, Helotiales, Sclerotiniaceae.
UGUGAAUCCGUUUUUCCUGUCUCGCUCAAUAAUGCCUAGGAUCUUGUCUGACACAGAUAAGUGAUUCCCAAGCAUUUCAUAGUUCCAAUAUUGAGAUAAUGGGUUGAAGUAAGAAAGAGCCAUGGAGGGGGGAGGGGGGGAAAGUACGUUGGAAGAAAUGUAUAUAUUCAUCGACAUUUCCCUCUUCUUUUCCCUCUCAUCAUUCAAUCAACAAACAAUCAAAUAACCAAUUCAAUACACCUCGCUUCCUUCCAACAACAUAACAACAACAUCUCACACCUAAAAAACCAAUCAACCACCACAAAAAUCAUCAUGUCUUCCACCACUCAACAAUCACGUCUUGGUAAGCUUUCAUUCAUCUUCAUCUCACAUAAUCAUAUACUAACAAACUCACCAGACCGUGCCUACUCCACCUCAUCCUCCUCCUCCAGCACAUCUAACGAUGGCUGGCUCGUACUCAAUGGAGAUAGUUCCUCCAGCGUCAGCACCCCCAGCGAAGCCAGCGAUGCAUACAACCCAUACCUUCAACUUUCCCCCGUCACCCGUCCAACAUUCAGACCAACCGAGAAUGCUGAGGACAGACAAAGAUUGUUCUUAUUGAGAGCACGAGACAACUAGAUGGUUCUGAUUUUUUGGAUUGGGAGUACAGGAUUGGAUUACAUGACUUGACUGCAUGGGAGAUUGAUAGAGGUAGAAAUUGCCAUUUGCAUUUGUUACCUUUCUCGGAUUACAGAGUGAAAGGAUACUGGCGAAAAUUGGGUUGCUUUUGAUGCAAAGGUUUUGGGGUAUUUGGCUUGGGUUUGAAGAGAUAAGAUAUCAGUGUUCUCUUGUGAUAGAUGAAUAAAUGAAAAUAAGAUAUAAUUUCGAAAAAG